Molecule: messenger RNA, 2086 nt
Organism: Labrus bergylta (ballan wrasse)
Lineage: Eukaryota; Metazoa; Chordata; Actinopteri; Labriformes; Labridae
Gene: nptna
Product: neuroplastin a
Biological process (GO): homophilic cell-cell adhesion; dendrite self-avoidance; axon guidance
Cellular component (GO): axon; plasma membrane
Molecular function (GO): cell-cell adhesion mediator activity
Source: RefSeq, a predicted model, not a curated record
GGUUUAAAAAAGGUGGUUCCCUUACUGCACCGGGCUGACAGGCAGCACAGAGAGCUGCACAGGUACCCAGCGGAAGUCCUGCCAGUCUACCCCAGCGACACUUCCCCUCUCUCUGCGCGAACACUUGCUGGCGUGUCUUCGGCGAAUCCACCCAGCAUCACCGUAUCCCGUUUCAGGUUCACCUCAGCAGCUCGUCUACCGGCAUUUUCCAUCUCCCCGUCUCCGAAGAUGAUACCUGGCAAACGAAGAGCUGCAGUCAUGUCCUUCUCCUUGGCGGUAUUUGGAGCGCUCAUGCUGCAGUCCGUCUCAUCCCAGAACGAGCCGUCAAUCACCGCCUCUGAGCAAACCACACUUCCCCUCCUGGAAGGCGACUCUUUCACACUGCAGUGCAACCUGACCAGCGCCCACAGCGUCCACCAGGAGAGCUACUGGAUGAAGAACGGGGAGGAGAUCCCAGAAACGCGCGGCCCAAACAGGAACACGGAGUACAAGGUGAAAAGACCAAGAGGAGACGAUGCCGGAGUGUACAUGUGUGUCUACACCUUCGAGAUGACUCCUCCAGCCAACGCGACCAUCGAGGUUAAAUCUGCUCCUGACAUCACAGGCCACAAGCGUAGUGAGAAUAAGAAUGAGGGUCAGCGUGCUAUACUCUACUGCAAGUCUGUAGGCUACCCUCACCCUGUGUGGACCUGGCGCAAAUUCGAAAAUGGCGUUUAUAGGGAAGUUGACAACACUACUGGACGCUUCUUCGUCAGCAGCAGAGACAAUUACACCGAGCUCCACAUCGUGGACCUGGACAUUGGUUUGGACCCGGGCGAGUACAGUUGCAACGCCACCAACAUGAUCGGCUCCCGCGAGGAGAAGUCUGUGCUGAGGGUCCGCAGCCACCUGGCCCCCUUAUGGCCUCUCCUGGGGGUUUUGGCUGAGAUCAUCAUCCUGGUCAUCAUCAUAGUGGUUUAUGAGAAGCGCAAGAAGCCCGACGAUUUGCAAGACGAUGAUGACCCAGCAGGACCUGUGAAAACUAAUUCAACCAACAACCACAAGGACAAGAACCUCCGCCAGAGGAACACAAACUGAGCAGCCUGUCUGCUGAGUUUCAUUCAACAAUGACCACAUGAAGGUAAACAAGAAGGGAAUCCAUAGCCGUUUUUUCAAAGGAUUUAUCUGCAGUUUAAAGUAUGGUUGUGAAGGAGUCGAGUGAGGCAUGCCUUAUGAUUUUGAUGUGUGAGGGUGCGAGGUCAGGAGGUACGCUAAUGUUAACUUUAUAACCAUUGUUGCUGCAUGCAGGUGUUGACGUUUAUGAUUUUGACAUUUAUCCGAUGAUUUGACAUUUCUACUACUUCUAAAAUAAUGCAUGCAAGAUGUUGACCUUCUGUUUGAAGGCAGAGAUGUUUUUUUUUCUUUCUUGGUUUUUUUUUUUUUGGGGCUGCUCUUUCCUCUUGAGAGCAGCUUCAUGUAGAUAAUUUUCUGUGCAAAAACAAAACUCAGCAAUGUAAAAGAAAAUGCCACCCUAAUCUGGUAUGACAGUCGUGUAUAGUUUUAUCAUUCUGCUGCAUACCAUUUUAUAAGUUUAUCAUUUGAUCUGACUAUAUCUAUUCUAUUUAAGGGCUUUGCAAUGUCCCUCUAAUAAGUUUGGUUAAGGUUGACCUUACUGUAUGUACUGUAUGUGUUAAAUCACUGUAACAAUGUAUCAGAUCACCUAUGAUAUCAAGACUAAGACUAUUCAUAUAAUAUGAUGCACUUCAAUGUUGAGAAUAACAAACAACUGUAUAAAGCUACUUUAGGAGAUCUGUACUAAUCAUUCGAACAUGUUGUUUAAUAAUUAUGUGUAUUGUACAGCAUGGCUAUUAUCCUAUGCAACUAUUAUCCAUAUCAGUAUAUUGAAAAUCAUUGCAGCUUUUGAUUUCUAUGUGACAAAGCUUUAAACUAGUAGGAUCACGGUAGAGCGCUGAUGGCAUACAUACUGCACAGCUGCAUGAAUUCUCUCCAGCUGACAUGGGAGGCGGAGAAAAAGGCGCCCACGUCAGGACUGACACAUGUGCAAGAUCGCGACUCAUUUUUAAGAAUAAAAAUCUGGAAAAAGAGA